AUGGCAGACUUGAACAAGGCCAACAUCGAAACCCGUCCGAGUGUUGAGGCUCUUGAGAACUCGGAGCUCAAAGGCAAUCGGCUGGACAUGAAUGAGAACGAGCGCGAGAAUGCUGUCGGUUAUGACCAGUACCUCGAGGCUCGAGAUAUCGAGUUUUCAGAUGCCGAGGCUAAGAAACUCCGCUGGAAGCUCGACCUAAUCAUCCUCCCCAUGUUCCUCGUCACGCAAGCCCUCCAAUUUAUGGACAAGACCUCGCUCAACUAUGCCAAUCUCUUCGGGUACCAGGAGGCCCUGGGUCUGAAAGGAAAUCAUGGUGCUUCAGUGGUCUAUGCUGGUUACUUCUUCGGACAAUACCCAUGUGGAUGGUUGAUUGGUCGCUUUCCUGCGCAGAAAGUCAUGGCCAUCAGCGUCUUCCUUUGGGGUCUCAUGGUUGUAAUCAUGACGCAGAGCCGCGACUACUCGAGCGCUUUGGCCGUAAGAUUCAUUAUGGGCGUCUUCGAAGCCGCCGUGACACCCGGUUUGACCCUCAUGACGGGCUUUUGGUACACUAGACGAGAGAUCCCUCUUCGUCAGUGUAUCUGGUACUCGUCACUCGGCUGGGGUGGUAUCAUCGGCUCAUAUAUUUCCAUGGGCGUUUCCAAACUUCCCGUCGACCUCAAGCCCGAGCGCUGGGAGCUCAUCUUUUACAUUCUCGGCGGUGCCACCUGCCUCUGGGCUUUUGUCAUCUGGUUCCUCCUCCCUGAUUCACCCUCAAAUGCAAGAUUUCUCAACCACCGCGAGCGCUUGAUCGCUGUCAAACGAGUUGCAGGCAACGAGACAGGUAUCAAGAACAAGGCCUUUGAUAAAAGUCAGGUUGUCCUUGGCUUUACAGACCCCAAGACACUUUUGCUCUUCGUCUCAGUAUUCGCUGCUGCCAUCCCUAAUGGCGUCGUCAACUCGUUCUCCACUGUCAUCAUCCGUGAUAUGGGCUUUAGCACUACCAGGACCACUCAGCUCAAGUCUGUUGGUGACGCUGUCCAAAUUAUCGGCUUACUUAUCGGCGGCAGCAUCAUUCUCACCGUUCCAAACUCUCGUCUUAUUACUGCAACCGUUGCCAACAUGAUCUGCACCAUCUCUGCCGCAUGCAUGGCUUAUCUUCCCAGAGAUAAUACUUGGGGCAGGCUUGUCUGCUUUUGGCUCGUUAACACCCAAUCAGUUGGUUUCACCGUGUCUCUGACUACCAUUUCCUCCAACAUGGCUGGCUACACUCAUCGUUCACUUGCUAGCGCGCUUGUCUUUUCGGCUUACUGUUGGGGUAACUUUGCGGGUCCCUUUGUCGUCAAGAAGUCGGAAGCUCCUGACUUCCCCGGUGCCACUAUCGGACUACUAGUAGGAUACGCCAUCAAGUUCUGCUGCCACCUUGGACUUCUGGUCUACAUGUUCCUCAUCAACAAACACCGCAACAAGACAUACGGUCCUCCUAACAAGGAGAGGAGUAACGAGGCUGGAAUGAGAGACCAGACCGAAUUCGAGAACAAGGACUUCAGAUAUGUUCUGUAA
Fusarium coffeatum is the source of this 1539-nucleotide messenger RNA. RefSeq lists its product as uncharacterized. The transcript is spliced from 9 exons. Lineage: Eukaryota; Fungi; Ascomycota; Sordariomycetes; Hypocreales; Nectriaceae. Gene Ontology annotation, molecular function: allantoate transmembrane transporter activity; dipeptide transmembrane transporter activity. Gene Ontology annotation, biological process: dipeptide transport; transmembrane transport; tripeptide transport. The record is from RefSeq and is a predicted model, not a curated record. Gene Ontology annotation, cellular component: plasma membrane. Bases 1 to 1539 code for a protein of 512 amino acids.